CGUAUAUAGAUUAUAUAGGCGCCCAAGUAUGGGGAGGGAUGUGUAGCAAGGUAGCAAGCAAACAUUCAAGCAGCAGCACACCGCCGACACGAGGAAGAGGCGAGCCACGGACGCUGCAAACUCUGAAUAAUCCACAAAAAUGGAGUUUGGAGUAGGCAGGGAUGUUGAUGUCGCUCAGAUGUCAUCAGAACUUGCUCGCUGGGUGGAGAUGACAAUGUCGCCAAACAUCUCACAGCAGCAGCGUCUGGAGGUCUACAAUGCCUGUGAACGCUUCAAAGAAUCAUCUCCAUUAUGUGCUCAAUGUGGACUGUUUCUUGCACAAAGAUCACCAGGCAGAAAUUCCAUUGUUAGGCAUUUUGGACUUCAGCUAAUGGAACAUUGUAUCAAAUACCGUUGGACACAUCUGUCGCAGACUGAAAAAAUAUUUAUCAAAGAAAAUGCCAUGAGAUUGCUAGAGGAAGGUAUAGAACCACUCACUCAAGAAGAAAGCCAUAUCAAAGAUGCCUUGGCUCGUAUCAUUGUUGAAAUGGUCAAAAGGGAGUGGCCACAGCAAUGGCCCACAUUGCUUGGCGAACUGAAUCAGGUGUGCCUCAGAGGAGAGAGUCAAACGGAGCUUGUACUUUUGGUUUUCUUAAGACUGGUGGAAGAUGUUGCCAUUUUAGAGACAUUGGAAUCUAAUCAAAGGAAAAAGGACAUUUACCAAGCACUGACCACAAAUAUGACAGAAAUUUUUGCCUUUUUCUUGAGACUGAUGGAACAGCAUUUUGCAGAAUUUCAAAAGAAUACAUCUGCUGGCAGAGUGAUUCAAGCUGCUGCUCACAGUCGAGUAGUUCAGGUGGUUCUUCUCACAUUCUCUGGCUUUGUGGAAUGGGUUUUUAUUGGUCACAUAAUGGCUGAUGAAGGACGACUGUUACAAAUUCUCUGUCUAUUUCUGGGCAAUCCAACAUUCCGUUAUGCAGCAGCCGAAUGUCUAUUGCAAGUUGUGAAUAGGAAAGGAAAGAUCGAAGACCGGAAACAGCUGAUGAUUCUUUACACGGAAUCCGCAUUAAGGUGUAUGUAUGCUGCAGCAACAGCUGCACCACCUUCUGGACCUGGUGAUGUGCAGGAGAAUCACUAUUUGUUUUUGAAGAAGCUAAUUCAAGUUUUGAAUGGAAUGGCUAUGCAACUUUGUUCUCUUUGGACUAAAGAUGACGCAAUGAAGGCUCGUCCAGCACACUUUAAUAUAUUUUUAGACACAGUACUCAUCUUUACAAUGCACUCCAGUUUCACACUCGUUCAGAUGUCUAAUGCAAUUUGGGUUUUAUUAUUUAAACAUGAGCACAUAAAAACUGAUACGCUUUUAUUGACUUAUGUGCCAAAGUACGUUGAGAAUACUGGACCAAAACUUGUGAAGAUACCAUUCCCAAACAAACGCCACGCAAACGGUAUGGCUUCAUACUUUGCGGAUUACGACACGGAAGAAGAAUUUAACGUGUUUUUCCAUCGGCUGCGAAUGGACUUGCUUGAAGGUUUCAGACAUGCAACGAUGGUCGCUCCAUUAGUAACAUUUGCCUACGUGCAACAAUGGUUGACAGCAAAAAUUCGAAAGGGUAUGGAAAAUCUAGCAUACAAGAGUGACCCAAACGACCCAGAGUAUCUUGAGUGGGAAGCCUUAGCCUCGGCACUUGACUGCAUUGUGUCGCGGAUCCUUCUUGUGAGUGAACGACCAAGUGUUCAACAGGGUCUGCAACUUCUGGAACUUUGUUUAAGCUACUCUCCCCACGAUGCUUGGCUACUUUCCACUUUACUGUCCAGCAUCAGCGCUCUCUUUGUGUUUUUAUCUAUGUCGACUGGCUCGAUGGCAAUGCCUGGCGUUGCAAUACUGCCGAGAGUACUUGAAAAGAUCUUUGCAGCUUUGGUUUUUAAUGGACCUGGCGAAUCCAAAGAGAACAGGUCUAAAGCUACGAAGAAUGUUAGACGGCACGCGGCAAGUCUUAUGGUGAAGAUCGGGCUUAAAUAUCCAUUGAUACUGCUACCUGUGUUCGAUCAGAUUCAUUCGACUGUCAGAGGUUUGGCCAGUCAGGUGUCCAGAAUGGAAUGUCUCACACUUUAUGAAGCUCUCAUACUUAUAUCCAAUCACUUCUGUGAUUAUCAGAGACAGAGUAACUUUGUUGCAGAGGUGAUAGGCGAUACCUCAACGCGGUUUAUCGCAAUAGGCGCAGAAGCUUUCAAAGGUCCUGUCGAGCUAAUGCGUUUUGUCGGAUUGGACCGAACUGCAGUAGAUAAUGUGUUAGAUGAUCCAAUAGGAGCUAAUCGUGCAGACUUAAUGUUUUGUAUUCACACGGUAUUGGGAGUUGUAAAACGCUGUUCCGUUCCAGAAGAUCCAGAUCGUGCAGCUCGAGGUGGUUUUGUCAUUGCUCUCAGUGAAAGUGGAAAUCCUAUCUAUAGAAAUCCUGCAACUCCUCAUAUAGUACCAGUACUGCCGACACUAUUUGGUCUUAUUCGCUCGAUGAACGCACUUUUCACGCCUGAAGCAUUGCGGCAUUUAUCUGAGAGUUACAAAAAAGCUCACGACAUGAUAGAAUCAGAAAAAGCAUGUCUUUUGGGAUUAAACUCGUCGAAUAACAACGAUAAUGCUAUAGAAGUUGAACAACAGUCUGCUCCACUGUCCAAAAUGCAGAGCUUCCUUACGAAUAUGCAUGAUAACUGCUAUCAUAUGCUCGGAAGCAUUUGCACCACUAUUGGACGCGACUUUUAUCAAUUGCCGGGAUUGGAAGCUGCCCUGUUGAAUUCAGUUUUCUCUAACAUGGAAGUAAUUCCAGAUCAUAGACUACGUCCCAUUAUCCGCGUUUUUAUGAAGCCUUUUAUAUACUGGUGUCCACCAACGUUUUACGAAUCGGUUCUUGUUCCUGUGUUAGCGCAUGUAUCAACACACAUGUGUCAAAGACUCAGUGCCAAGUGGCAAUAUAUGACCCGAUUGUACGAAUCCGGCGGCCUCGACGAAGAGAAUACAGAGUCUCAGGAGGUGAUUGACGACAUGCUCAACCGGAAUCUUACGCGUGAAUUCGUUGAUGUAUUGAAAGUAGCUCUAGUCGGCGGUGCAGCGACUGACGCUGCACCACCCGAUUCCAUGGAUCAGGAUGGCAGUGGCAUGGCUGUUGAUACACCAUCACCUCGUGGAAGUAACAGCAUUGUUGCUGAAAUCGUCAGCGAGCUUGGAGCUUUUAUACUUAGGCAUCCAUCGACUUGUCAUAGUGUUGUACUUUGCAUACUUGGCGCUCUGUCGUGGAACGACUCGAACGCCAGUCUAAAGGCAACAAUGCUUACAAGUCCAGUAGUACGAGCCCUGGCAUCGGAUGGAAGUUUGACUCCAGCUAUGGUAUCACACAUAAUGGUAGCCAUUCUUCAAGGUCUUCAACUCCAUGGUCAACAUGAUGCUAACCAAGGCUCGCUCAUUACUCUUGGGGCUCAGGUUUAUGAGGUUCUAAGACCCAAAUUCCCCAACAUUGUUGAAGUAAUGCAACAGAUACCUGGUGUUAAUCCAGCUGACUUGCAACGUUUCGACGAAAAAAUGUCGGUUGUCAGCUCUAAAGGAAAUAAAGUUGAGAAAGGCAAGAAAGAUCUGUUUAAGAAAAUAACUAAUCAGCUUAUUGGCAGAAGUAUUGGUCAAUUGUUUCGAAAAGAAAUAAAAAUCGAUAAUUUACCGCGGUUGCAAGUGGCAAACAAACAAGUUGUCCGUAUUGACGAGAUCUCAAAUAACGCCACCGAAGCGGGUUUGACGGCAUUAUUUGCUGGGCCAACGUAGCAGACGAUUUCCGAGCAUAGCAUACAAAAUUGGUAUAGCUCGAUAAACGAUUACAAAUUAUUAUAAAAUUAUUCAAAAUGAAAUUUAAAGGGAUAAGAAAACAAUAUAAUUGCUCGUUAAAAAAAAAUAAGUCGACUUCUGAAUAUUUGAAGUUUUUCAAUGAGAUGAAAAUAUGUAAGUUUCUUCAAUAAUAUUUUUUCACAAAGCUUGCCCCUUAUUCCUUUCAAAUUAUUGUUAAUAAUUGUGGCGAAUGUAAAUUUAAUUAAUUUUAGGUCAAUUAUAACUUAAGUCUGUGUUCGAAAUUUCUUUCAACUCUGUUAUCAAAACAAAAAAAUGUUAUAUUGUGCAAAUGAGUUGCAAUGCAAUGAACAUUUUCUUUUAGAAUUAAUAAUUUGUUCUUAUUCUUUUUAUAAGUAUGAAUGAGAGAUGCGAAUAAGAAUCUGUAUUGGAUAAAAUGAUAAAUUAUUUGCAUGAUUGAUACAUAGUAAAUACGUAAUACAAAUGCAUAAAAUGUUAAUUACAUUGCGUCAAUGUAAAGUACCAUUUCUUACGAAACUUUUUACUGAACAUAAUACAUAUUGAAAAUGAUUGUCUAAAAAUCAUCAUCAGUAUACAGCCAUUAUCAGUUUUACUUCAUCAGUUGGUGCCGUACCAAAGCACAGUAAAAUUUUUAAAACUCAGAAUAUUCAACAUGAAAACAUAUGAUCAUACAAACGAGAAAGUCGUAUAUAAUAUUCAUAUAAUCUAAUUAAUGUUUUUUACCAGAUAUUAUUUUUUUAAUUCAGAAAUUCAAAUGUAGAAAUUGUGAUCAUGUGAAUUUAUUUGUGAUCAUAUUAGUAUAAUUUUGGCAUUAAUAAUCGAAAUUAUGUUAAAAAUGUUAUUGGAAUAUCAAUGUUAUUCCCAAUCAUUCCUAACAACUGACGCUUUCGAUGCAUUUAAGUACCAAAAAACUAUUGGUACUGAAGCUAUUGACUGUUACAGCUUCCUACGGUUUUUUCGAAAGCAUCCGUCAAUUAUUCUUAUUUUACUUAGUUUUAAAAAAUGGCCAUUGAAAAACUGAUAUUUAUAAAAUAAUGAUUCUAACUAUCGUGAUCUUUAUCAUUUGCUGUGUAUUAGCGUAUAAAAGUGUUUAUGAAGAGGCACAAAGUAUCACAUUAGUAGUUGUUGAAUAAAAGUAUAACGAUGUUUAAUUUAAUAAUUGCAAUAUCUGUAAUUAAAAGAAAAUGCACAACAAAUCGAAUCAUUUUUUAAAAUUAAAAUUGAAAUUCAUGUUACAUUAAUACAAAGAAAAGCCAAUUAAAUAGCCUUAUCUUUCGCAUUUUCAAAGCGAUCGAGUUUAAUAAUUUGUUACUUUAUGCUGCCAAUGACAUCAUUGAUUUUUUUUUAUACAUCGGCUUCAAAAGUAGCUGUAUC
This is a messenger RNA of Phymastichus coffea, 5197 nucleotides long. It is a transcript of the gene Ranbp21, whose product is annotated as exportin-5. Gene Ontology annotation, biological process: RNA export from nucleus; protein export from nucleus. The coding region runs from base 140 to 3784 and encodes 1214 amino acids. Gene Ontology annotation, cellular component: RNA nuclear export complex; cytoplasm; nucleus. Gene Ontology annotation, molecular function: nuclear export signal receptor activity; small GTPase binding; RNA binding. The transcript is spliced from 11 exons. NCBI's taxonomy places the organism in Eukaryota, Metazoa, Arthropoda, Insecta, Hymenoptera, Eulophidae. The record is from RefSeq and is a predicted model, not a curated record.